UUUCCAUUCUAGCUAUUUCAACUUACAAUGGCGUCUUUAGCUGAAACAGAGAUCAUUACCAGAUUCCAGAAAUACCUUCAAAUCGACACCGUGCAGCCAAAUCCUGAUUACAUCGCAGCCGCAGAUUUCAUAAUCUCCGAGGCUAAAUCAAUCUCUCUCGAAUCUCAAUCAAUCGAAUUCGUUCAAGGGAAACCAAUCGUUCUCCUGAAAUGGAUUGGUUCAGAUCCUUUGUUACCUGCGAUUUUGUUGAACUCGCACGUCGAUGUCGUCCCCUUUGAGGAAGACAAGUGGGAUCAUCCUCCGCUCGGAGCAGAAAUCGAUGAAGACGGCAAAAUAUACGCAAGAGGAACUCAAGACAUGAAGAGCGUUGGGAUGCAGUACUUAGAAGCCAUUCGUAAGCUCAGAGCUUCUGGAUUUAAGCCACUUCGAUCGGUUUAUGUCUCAUUUGUUCCAGAUGAAGAGAUCGGUGGCAUUGACGGGGUUGGCAAGUUUGUGGAAUCGGAUAUCUUCAAGAGCUUGAACAUUUCCAUUGUCCUCGACGAAGGCUUACCAUCUCCAACGGAGAGCUACAGGGUUUUCAACGGAGAGAGGAUUCCAUGGUCGCUUCAGAUAAAAGCUGUUGGACAACCUGGCCAUGGUUCAAAGCUCUAUGAUGACUCAGCCAUGGAGAAUCUCACUAAAAGCAUUGAGAGUAUAAUGAGAUUCAGAGCUUCUCAGUUUGAUCAGCUCAAACACAAAGAAUGUUUGAAGGGUGAAGGCGAUGUUAUCUCUGUCAACAUGGUUUUCCUCAAAGCUGGCACUCCUACUCCAGAUGAUGGAUUUGUAAUGAACCUCCAACCAUCUGAGGCGGAAGCUGGUUUCGACAUUCGUGUCCCACCCGCUGCUGAUCCUGAAGCACUAGAAAGACGUUUAGUAGGGGAAUGGGCACCUCCUGCCCGAAACAUGUCCCUUAAGCUAUGGCGGGGAGACCAGGAGUUAGCAAGAAAGCAGUUUGUUACAGCAACAAAUGAUUCAAAUCCAUGGUGGGGACUCUUAGAAAAUGCUGUGAAAGAAGCUGGAGGGAAUACUAGUAAGCCUGAGAUUUUCCCUGCAUCAACAGAUUCUCGGUAUUUCCGAAAAGCAGGCUUGCUUGCCAUUGGGUUCUCUCCUAUAUCAAACACUCCGAGUUUGCUUCAUGAUCAUAAUGAGUAUCUGAGUCAAUCUGAGUACUUGAAGGGCAUCAAUAUGUAUGUUUCAAUCCUCAAGGCUUACACAUCAUAUGCUUUACCUGAAUGAGAGUGUUUCAAGAGAUGAGCUUCAAUGGUCACUUGAUGCUGUAUCAUCAAUAAGAAUAAAACUCAAUCAUGCUACCAAAUGAAAUUGGUGGCAAUCAAACUUGCAUUUGUAUGUUAUUAGAACAAAGGGUUUCCAAAAGUAAACUUGUUAUUUCUUG
This is a messenger RNA of Arabidopsis arenosa, 1432 nucleotides long. The record is from the annotation of a GenBank genome assembly. Lineage: Eukaryota; Viridiplantae; Streptophyta; Magnoliopsida; Brassicales; Brassicaceae.